Messenger RNA from Cyanistes caeruleus (blue tit), 2223 nucleotides. It is a transcript of the gene NEU4, whose product is annotated as neuraminidase 4. The record is from RefSeq and is a predicted model, not a curated record. Gene Ontology annotation, biological process: oligosaccharide catabolic process; ganglioside catabolic process. Gene Ontology annotation, cellular component: membrane; intracellular membrane-bounded organelle; cytoplasm. Lineage: Eukaryota; Metazoa; Chordata; Aves; Passeriformes; Paridae. Gene Ontology annotation, molecular function: exo-alpha-sialidase activity.
CCAGCCCGCAGGAAGAGCUGCAAUUCCUGCCCCACGGAUCCUGCCGGGGGUCCGAGCAGGGUGUCUGCGCUCUGCCCGGGCCCAUAAGGGCUCCUUUGUGCCGCUGCUGACUCAGCGGUUUAGCCCGGGCACCGGCGGGGGAGCCCCGUGACCCUCCGGAGGGGGGACCCUGCCGGGGGAGGCGGUGGCGGCGAGGCAGGGAGGCUCUGAGGAAAGCCAGCGACAGCGACAGCGACAGCGACAGCCGGCCUCAUUCCGCGGUGCCGAGGGACAGAGGGGACGGACGCUCCGGCUGAGCAGCACCCGCUGCCAUGGGCUCCCGGCACUUCCCGGCCCGGACCGUGCUCUUCGAGAAGGAAUCCAGCGGUGUCACGUACCGUGUGCCCGCCCUGCUCUACCUGCCCUGCGUGGCCAAGCUGCUGGCGUUUGCCGAGGAGCGGCUCAGUGCCGACGAUGCCCACGCCAACCUGCUGGUGCUGCGCCGUGGCACCAUCUACGGCAGCUACGUGGAGUGGGAAGACAUGCGCGUGCUGGAGACGGCAACGCUGCAGCACCAUCGGUCAAUGAACCCCUGCCCGCUCUACGAUGAGUUCACGGGCACCCUCUUCCUCUUCUUCAUCACGGUGCUGGGCAGGACGCCCGAAGCCUACCAGAUUGUCACUGGCCAAAACGUCACCCGCCUCUGCUGCGUCACCAGCGCCGACCAGGGCCUGAGCUGGAGCACAGCCACAGACCUGACGCAGCAGGUCAUCGGCGCGACCAUCAAAGACUGGGCAACGUUCGCGCUGGGCCCUGGCCAUGGGAUCCAGCUGCGUUCUGGCCGGCUGCUGGUGCCUGCCUACAGUUACCACAUCGACUGCAAGGAGUGCUUUGGGCAGCUCUGCAAGACCACCCCGCACUCCUUCGCCUUCUACAGCGAUGACCAUGGCCGCGGUUGGCGCUUUGGGGAGUUCAUCCCCAACCUGCAGACGGGCGAGUGCCAGCUGGUCUCAGUGGAUGAGGAGGAUGGAUCCAAUGUCCUCUACUGCAACGCCCGCAGCCCCUUGGGCUUCAGGGUCCAGGCGCUCAGCACGGAUGAUGGGGCCGUGUUCCACGGGGGGCAGCUGGUGCAGCGGCUGGUGGAGCCCCCCCACGGCUGUCACGGCAGUGUCAUUGGCUUUCCCGCACCAUUCGUGUACAUCCCCAGCGCCUCCCGGGACACCGUGAGGCCCCUCCGGGGCUUGGCUCACCGGCUGCUCCCUGGGGCGCUCCGGGGGUUUGGGCACCUGCCCACCCGACAGGCAGGAGGUGCUGAGCCGCCCACUGGCAACCACCGUGAGCCAGAUGAGCACUGUCCUACCCCAGGGCACCAUGGUGAUGCCCACAGCGUCACCUCCGUCCAGGGGGACUGUGCAGCAACCCCCACUCCCUUCUUCCAAGCACCAACGUGGAUCCUCUACUCGCACCCCACCAGCUCCAUGUCGCGGGUCAACAUGGGGGUUCACCUCAGCACCUUCCCCAGGGACGCAGAGAGCUGGACAGAGCCCUGGGUUAUCUAUGAGGGCCCAAGUGCUUACUCAGACCUGGCUUACAUGGAGCUGCCCUACAGGGACGCCCCGGUGGCCGGCGGCACGGCCAUCACCUUCGCCUGCCUCUACGAGAACGGGAUGAGGUCUCCCUAUGAGCAGAUCUCCUUCAGCAUGUUCACGCUGCACGACGUGCUCCAGAACAUCCCCCUGACAGCUGCUGCUCCCCGGCGGGGCCGCGCCGCCACGCGCCACGCGGGCAGGAGGAGGCGAAGGAGCUGCUUCAUCUCCUAGAGCCCGCCCAGGUCAGCUCCUCUCACCCCCUCAGAGCUGGAUCCUGGAGCAUCAACCCACAGGCUGGGUCCUGCCACCAUCCAGCACGGCCACAUCGCACAGAGGUGUGUUACUGUCCCCCAACCUGGGGUUUAUCUCAUUUUUAUUGCUAUUUUUUAAUUCUGUUUUGGUUGGGUGGGAAGGCUUUUUCCCCCAGCCGAGCCCCAGGCUCCUCUCCAAGCAAGAGCCACCUCUGAAAAGAGAUAUUGGGAAGAAACAGCAGCCAGGGGUACCCUGUGCCAUCCCUGUGUGCCAGUGCUGGCUCAGGGGAUGUGGUGCUCCAGCUCUGCCAUACCUGGUGCCACCACCCUGCUCCGAGGGCUUCCCUCCCCUUGUUAUCAAUAGCUAUGCUAUAUAAAUAAGGUCUAUAAUGUUAAAUUCUUUC